AUGGAAACCCCAUUGCAGUUGCAGAACGAUUUCUUUCCAGAGCAGCAGUUCCAGCACUGUAAGUACCAGCACUACUGCGGGCGGGAGGAUCGGCUCGGCAAGCAGCACGACCAGUGCUGCACCUGCAAUAACUGUACCUGUGAUGCAAGAAAAAGCCUCGUCUUUCGCGGGACGUCGCCGACCACUGUCGGAACUUUAAGGACACCAUCCGAGACGUCUUCGAGGCAAGGCUGUCAGUAUAGCGUCUGUGAGUUCACGCCCUCUAGUCAUGGUAGUUCAUCCAGACACCAUCAUCAUCCUCACCAACAGCAGUGCCACGAUCGGCAGCGGGGCAGCCUGGGCAGCAGUCACAAAGAGAGUAACUCCUACAAUGAAAUAGCCAUGAGCAGCUGCAGAUACAACGGCGGCGUAAUGCGGCCGCUGAGCAACUUGAGCUCGUCCCGCAGAAACAUACACGAGUUUGAUUCCGAGUCCCAGCCUUUACAGCCCAUCUCCACCGCAGAUGCGUCGGACACCUUAGUAUCCAAGCCUGAGAAUAAUUCGACCACCCUGAUGCCUUACGCAUCGGGAGACGGAGGGGGCGGUUGUAGCCACAGUGGCAGUAAAUCGGGGAAAAAGAAGAACCAGAACAUUGGGGAAAAGCUUGGGCACAGGAGGGCCUUGUUUGAGAAAAGGAAGCGGCUCAGCGACUAUGCUUUGAUCUUUGGGAUGUUUGGGAUCGUUGUUAUGGUUAUAGAGACUGAACUCUCUUGGGGAGCCUAUGGAAAGGAGUCCUUGUAUUCAUUAGCUCUAAAAUGCCUGAUAAGCCUUUCUACAAUCAUUCUCCUCGGGCUGAUUAUCAUAUACCAUGCGAGAGAGAUACAGUUAUUUAUGGUGGAUAACGCAGCUGAUGACUGGAGGAUAGCCAUGACGUACGAGCGCAUCUUCUUCAUCUGCCUGGAGAUCCUAGUGUGCGCCAUCCAUCCCAUCCCAGGGAACUACACCUUCACCUGGACGGCACGCCUGGCCUUCUCCUACGUACCGUCCAAGACAGAUGCGGAUGUGGACAUCAUUCUGUCCAUCCCCAUGUUCCUGCGGCUGUACCUCAUCGCUCGUGUCAUGCUGCUGCACAGCAAGCUCUUCACAGACGCCUCGUCCCGCAGCAUCGGCGCACUCAACAAGAUCAACUUCAACACGCGCUUCGUGAUGAAGACCCUCAUGACCAUCUGCCCCGGCACCGUGUUGCUGGUCUUCACUAUCUCUCUGUGGAUCAUCGCUGCGUGGACCGUGAGAGCUUGCGAGAGAUAUCAUGACAAGCAGGACAUUACCAGCAACUUUCUAGGAGCCAUGUGGUUGAUCUCAAUCACUUUUCUUACCAUUGGAUAUGGGGAUAUGGUCCCAAACACAUACUGUGGGAAAGGAGUCUGCCUCCUGACAGGCAUUAUGGGUGCCGGCUGCACCGCCUUGGUGGUGGCUGUGGUGGCAAAGAAACUGGAAUUAACCAAAGCUGAAAAACAUGUCCACAAUUUUAUGAUGGACACCCAGCUAACAAAAAGAGUGAAAAACACAGCUGCGAACGUUCUCAGGGAGACGUGGCUCAUCUACAAGAACACCAAACUGGUGAGGAAGAUGGACCAUGCCAGAGUCAGGAAGCACCAGAGGAAAUUUCUCCAAGCCAUUCACCAAGCUCGAAACGUUAUUUAUUGGGUUCUGAAUGGUCUUGUGUUCAGAUUGAGAAGUGUUAAAAUGGAGCAACGCAAGCUGAAUGACCAAGCAAACUCACUAGUGGACCUUGCUAAGACUCAGAACAUCAUGUAUGACAUGAUAUCAGACUUGAAUGAGAGAGGAGAGGACAUGGAGAAGAGGAUUGCCCUCUUGGAGACCAAGCUGGAAACUCUGCUGGGCAACUUGCAGGCCCUGCCGGGACUCAUCAGCCAGGUCAUCAGCCAGCAGCACAGGGACUUCCUGGAGGUGCAGCUCCAGCCUUAUGACAAACACAGCCCUGAGCGCUCCCAGUCGGUGUCCCGACGAAGGUCUUCCUCCACAGCACCACCAACCUCCUCCGAGAGCAGCUAGAGUCCAAGGGGAAUGCCUCCACUGAAGACUUUUGCCAUCAUAUGGCCAAGUUGCAUUUAUCGUAAAGCCUUAUGGUUUCAAUAAGUAUUAUCCAAAUUCUGAUGACAGAAUCCAAGAUACCGGGGACAAUGCAUUUUAAUGGAUAACUUCAUGCUGUUAUUUGUUUUUUAUUACCUCAAAAGAUGUUGUUAUCCUUGCUCUGGUGACAUGACCAUAAAUAAUGGCGCUUCCCUCAGUAAAAACUAAAAGGCCUAUCGAUGGGGCUAUGAUAAGAACUCUACUCCAUCUCUAUGCAGAGGUAGCCAGUUUUAGGUGGCAAGGUUACCAAGUGUGAAACUAUUGCACUAAAAUAGUGCUUCUCACAGACUUUGUGCUUCUGCUGGCUUGAUUCAGAUGUCGUGUUCCUCAAAGCAAACUGAGAAACCAAGAAACCUGUCAGUCAGGGAGUGUGACAGCUAUAUUGAGGAAAAGUGCUGUGUUUGAUGGACUCAAGUGAACUGACAACAGAAGGCAGAGGAAAAUCGCUCCUACACACUGUCACUCAGCGAUCAAUUAUAAAGCUUGAAAUGAGGAAAAAAAAGCAUAUAUCUUUUAGGUUAGAAACAGCAUCAACUAUAGUGGUUUUCUUUUGCAGAGUGCCCCUGUAGAAUGACUAUUUUUGGGGCGACAUUGCAAAUAAUUUAAUCCUCUAGUCAAAAUGAAUGCAUCGAAAUCUGUACUUGCACUUACUUUUUAAUCAAUGCACUUCA
Messenger RNA from Myripristis murdjan (pinecone soldierfish), 2804 nucleotides. It is a transcript of the gene kcnn2, whose product is annotated as potassium calcium-activated channel subfamily N member 2. The record is from RefSeq and is a predicted model, not a curated record. Gene Ontology annotation, molecular function: small conductance calcium-activated potassium channel activity; calmodulin binding. Gene Ontology annotation, cellular component: membrane. The transcript is spliced from 9 exons. NCBI's taxonomy places the organism in Eukaryota, Metazoa, Chordata, Actinopteri, Holocentriformes, Holocentridae. Gene Ontology annotation, biological process: potassium ion transport. Bases 1 to 2055 code for a protein of 684 amino acids.